Mangifera indica (mango) is the source of this 1512-nucleotide messenger RNA. RefSeq names its product tRNA (adenine(58)-N(1))-methyltransferase catalytic subunit TRMT61A-like. The record is from RefSeq and is a predicted model, not a curated record. The transcript is spliced from 4 exons. Gene Ontology annotation, cellular component: nucleus; tRNA (m1A) methyltransferase complex. Lineage: Eukaryota; Viridiplantae; Streptophyta; Magnoliopsida; Sapindales; Anacardiaceae. The coding region runs from base 192 to 1094 and encodes 300 amino acids. Gene Ontology annotation, biological process: tRNA methylation.
ACAAAACAAAACCUCUCUCUUUAGAGCGAACCCUCCACCGUCUACAUUCUCUGCUUCUCAUUCCGUUCACCAAAGGAGACCAGAAGAGAUUGAAUUUGUUGACGUUUUAUUUAGUUUGGGUUAGCUUCAAAGUUGAUUGAAGUUUCUGCAAAUUUUCUUGGGAAGGCAGAUUAUUUGGUUAUAUAUUACGGAUGUUGCCAACUGAUUCAACAAAAAAGUUAUCCUUCAAUCGGUGCAUUGGAGAUGGGGAUUUGGUUAUUGUCUAUGAGAGACAUGACUCUAUGAAAGCUGUUAAAGUUUGUCGGAGUUCUGUGCUCCAGAACCGGUUUGGCAUGUUUAAACAUUCAGAUUGGAUUGGGAAGCCAUUUGGGUCCAAGGUAUUCAGCAACAAGGGCGGAUUUGUUUAUUUGUUAGCUCCGACUCCGGAGUUAUGGACUCUGGUUUUGAGCCACAGAACACAGAUUCUAUACAUUGCGGAUAUUAGCUUUGUGAUCAUGUACUUGGAAAUUGUUCCUGGCUGUUUGGUUCUGGAGUCGGGAACUGGAAGCGGAUCUUUAACUACCUCACUUGCAAGGGCAGUAGCCCCAACAGGACAUGUCUAUACAUAUGAUUUCCAUGAGCAAAGGGCUGCCUCGGCUAGGGAGGACUUUGAAAGGACAGGAGUGAGCAGCUUUGUCACUGUAGAAGUUAGAGAUAUUCAGGGUGAGGGAUUUCCAGAUGAGUUUUCUGGGUUGGCUGAUUCUAUUUUCCUGGAUCUACCCCAACCUUGGAUGGUCAUUCCUUCAGCUGAGAAAAUGUUGAAACAAGAUGGCAUUUUGUGCUCCUUCUCACCAUGUAUUGAGCAAGUGCAGCGAUCUUGCAAAUCUCUUCAAUCAAAUUUUACUGAUAUAAGGACAUUUGAGAUACUUCUUCGGACUUAUGAAGUUCGGCAAGGGAAAGCAGAUUCUCUUACUCACAAGAGGAAAAAACAUCCAAAUGAAGGUAGCAAUGAGCAGGUGAAUCCAAGUACAGCUACUGUCAUGGCAAGGCCCUGUGGUGAAACCAGAGGUCACACUGGCUAUUUGACAUUUGCAAGACUCAAAUGUCUCUCAUGAGGAGCCUUAAUCUUCUUUCCAUGCUUUAAUAGAACAUUUUUAUCCUUACAUAUUUGCUGAGUUCUGGUGCCACUAUUAAGGAAAUCUCUUGACCAUAAGUUACCCCAAAAAAAAAAAGAAAAAACCUCUUGGCUAUAAGUUAUUACCCAGAUUUGUAUCAUGAAGGGGUUAAGUGUUGCAGUAAAUCCCUAUUUACUACUGAUCAUCAAAUACAGAAAUUAAAGCAGGAUGUUUGGAGAAGGUUUCUGGCUGAUCUUGUGGAGAACGCUGAAAGAUUCAUCAGACGGGUAGCUAAUUACUGACCUGAUAUACUUGCAUUGUUGUUCCUGUAUUUACCAGAAAUUUUUGUCUAUGUAAGUACUCUUGCUAUUUUUUGACGUUAUAGCUGAGAAAUUGUUGUGAAAAUUCAUUGUUCAAA